AUGGCGUCUAAUUACCCGGACGAUGCCACCCAGAGCGGAGUCAGGAAUGAUGGUCGGAACCUGGUGCAGGAGUGGCAGGAAAAGCACCAGAAUGGCCGGUAUGUGUGGAACCGAACAGCGCUCAUUCAGGCAUCCCAGGACCCCUCUGUAACGCACCUCAUGGGCCUCUUUGAACCAAAAGACAUGAAGUAUGAAGCCCACCGAGACCCCACGCAGGAACCAUCCCUCAUGGAGAUGACGGAGGCAGCCUUGCGCCUGCUGGGCAGGAACCCCCGUGGCUUCUACCUCUUCGUGGAGGGCGGUCGAAUUGACCACGGUCAUCAUGAGAACAGAGCUAACCUAGCUUUGACCGAGGCUGUCAGUUUCGAUGACGCCAUUGACAGGGCUAGCCAGCUCACAAACGACAAGGACACGCUGACCCUCAUCACCGCUGACCACUCUCACGUCUUCACUUUCGGUGGCUACACACUGCGUGGGAGCUCCAUUUUCGGGCUGGCUCCAGGGGAAGCCUCAGAUGGCAAGGCCUACACCUCCCUCCUUUAUGCCAACGGCCCAGGCUUCGCCCUCAGCGGGGGCUCUCGGCCCAAUGUCAACGAAAGCCAGAGCACGGACCCCGAGUACCAGCAGCAGACGGCCGUGCCCCUGUGGUCCGAGACGCACGGCGGAGAGGAUGUGGCGGUGUACGCGCGCGGCCCGCAGGCGCACCUGGUGCACGGCGUGCAGGAGCAGACCUUCGUGGCGCAUGUCAUGGCCUUCGCCGCCUGCCUGGAGCCCUACACCGCUUGUGGCCUGGCGCCCCCCGGCAGCUCCCCAGCCAGCCCCACUGCCGGCCCCGGCCCCGGCCCCCGCCCCACUGCCGGCCCCGGCCCCCACCCCACCGACGCCGCGCACCCCGGGCCGGCCGCCGGCGCGUCCCUGACUCUGCUGGCCGGGGCCCUGCUGCUGCUGCUUGGAGCUAACGUGCCCUGACCGUCCCCAGCCUUAACCACCACAGGCCCCCCCCUCUUCGGAGCCCACACACUAUCUCUGGGUCUCCCCACUCCCUGGGGUUCAACAACACGCCCACCCAAAGCCUCCAGCCCCAGGCCCCACCAGGGGCCCCUACAUUCUGGCCUUUAACUAUUGGCAAUAAGCGAGCCUCAGCGGACUCAGCGCUUGCCCCAGCCCUCCCUGCUGGGGCCAGACUGCGGGGCACAGGGGAGGCUGAGGCAGUGGCUUUCCUGUGACACCCAUGGUCCUGUCCACUGCUCUGGACUCUGCCCCCACCCUGCCCGGAGAUGGCCGGCUUUCUGUCACCCUGCAACCAUCCCUGGGAGCACGUUCCUUGCCGAGGCUGCUGGAGCUGAUGCCCAGGAAGACUUUUAACACAAAGUGCUCCCCCCUGGACCCCCUGCCAUUACACAGAGGAAUAGAUGGCAACACAGAAAGGAGAGACUUGUCCCAAGUCAG
This is a messenger RNA of Hipposideros armiger (great roundleaf bat), 1449 nucleotides long. RefSeq names its product alkaline phosphatase, intestinal (gene ALPI). Bases 1 to 969 code for a protein of 322 amino acids. Gene Ontology annotation, molecular function: alkaline phosphatase activity. Gene Ontology annotation, biological process: dephosphorylation. The transcript is spliced from 7 exons. Lineage: Eukaryota; Metazoa; Chordata; Mammalia; Chiroptera; Hipposideridae. Gene Ontology annotation, cellular component: plasma membrane. The record is from RefSeq and is a predicted model, not a curated record.